AUGCAGAAAGACAACCUCACAAAACAGAACAUGAGCUCAGGCGGGGGAAAAAAGUCUCGUAAAGGUCGCAAACGUCAGCAAAACAGUGGUCCAUCUGCUGUUCAAGAGGGCAUGGACCGUGGUGACCACUCGUCAAAUGCCACACAUGAAGGGUCCUCCUUGUCUACAUCAGUGUCUCCGGGUCCGUCUAGUGGUUUGGAUGUUCCACCUUCUUCGAAGGAACCAAUAGUUCCUUCAGAAGCCGCACGGCAGAAGAAAAGUCAUCCGAAAUUGGUGUCAACGUCUCCACUUUCGGAAGAAGUUUCCAGGCUGAGUUUGACUAAUGUGUCUAUUCCCAGCAGACCAGACAAAGGCGGUAAGGUGGGGAAACCGACAACUGUCAUUGUGAACUGUUGGGAUUUCUCUGUCCAACCGAAGGUUCUAUACAUGUACCGUGCAGAGGUUAACAAAGUGUCUCGCAUCAAUGAUAAAGAUGCAGUAAAGUGUGAAAUACGAAUGUCUCCGAAAGAUAAACGUGAUUUAAUUUCACGCAUUACUGAGAAACUACCUCAAAUGAUAGUUUACGAUGGGGGUCAUGAUAUAUAUUCUUUGGAGCGCCUGCCUGGAAUAACCACAGACCCAGUGAAGAAAGAAGUUAGCAUCAGUGAUCCAUUGGGUCGUGGUGAUCUCCUCCUGGAGUACCAAAUAAUGGAAGUUAAGAAAGUAUCAACUGACGAUGUCUAUGAGUAUGUACGUAACCCUAAAGCUACGUCGCUGAACAUUCCACAAGAAUGUAUAAGACUAUUGGACUGUAUUGUGAAAACUGUGUCCAAACAAUCCUUUGUAUCCCUUGGACGUGCAGCCUUAUUUCAAGAAGAGCCAAUUAAGGUGGUGGCAAACAAACUUUUCUCUAUCCACAAAGGUUUUAUAAGCAGCGUCAGGCCACAGUGGAAGGUUCGUGUCAACUUGGACAUGACUUGUAAAGCUUACUUUGUAUCAGGAAAUCUUGCGGAUGUUAUGUACGAGAAAUACGGAGAUGAUAUGGUCAAAUAUAGUAAGCAAAUAGCGUUAGACUUGCGGAGGAUACGAGUAGAAACUGACAAAUUCUACAAAAGCGAUAAAGGGAGUGUGUACUCUCGACGCUUCACAGUGCAUGGGAUAUCAUCAUUACCAGCGGAUAAAUUGAUGAUUCAAGAGUUAAAGCAAUCAGUGGCGGAUUAUUUCAAGGAACAUCAUCAUAUCAUCUUGAAGUAUCCAUACCUUCCUUGUGUAAAGGUCGAUCAAAAGCGUGACGUGUAUAUCCCUAUGGAGUUGCUGAACAUUUUACCAUAUCAGCCUCCUAAUGCUAGUAAAGCCGACGUAGCUAGUGAAGUGAUCCGCUGUGCGGCAGUUCGACCAGCGGAACGUUUUCAGGAGCUUCAAACCUUCGUUAAUAAUAUGUUCAAAUCACACCCACUGAUUAAACAAUUCGGUUUGGCAAUCCAACCGAAGCCAGUGGAAAUUAAGGCACGUGUUCUCCAACCGCCAACUGCUGACUUUGGUUGUUCAGGUGUGCAGGCUCUAAAGGCGGGUAGUUUCAACUCACCCGGUUUUCAUGACCCUGCCGGAAAAGAAGGGGAAUUGAUGUGGGCUAUACUUAGUGUUCCACCUAAUCAGUGGGCUGAGGGUAAUGCAAUAAAGGUGAAGAAGGAAUUGCCUGAAGCUGCCAAACGCUUCGGUGUUCGUUUAAGCCCCAGUCCAAUAGUGUCAAAGUGCCCUAAAAGAGAACUUAACAGAAAGUUUGAUGAGUUCUCGAGACAAAACUGCGCGUUUCUGCUGCUUAUCCUUUAUGAUGAGGAGUCCUAUUCAGAAAUAAAACGUCUCAGUGACCUACAAAUGGGCAUUCGCACCCAAUGUGUACGAAGUCGUACUUUGGGCAAACCAAACGUAUUCCCGAACCUGGUACUCAAGCUCAAUGGCAAACUCGGUGGUGUUAAUUGGCGAAUACCAGGCCUGAUUAAAAACAGUGAGGAACUGAUAAUGGUUUUCGGUGCUGACGUCACUCAUCCGGCGCCCACCCAAAUUCAGCAAAUUCGCAAGUCAAUAGCUGCUGUUAUCGGCAGUGUGUCACCGGAUCUAAUGAGAUAUGCGGUAGUUGUCCGCCAACAGGCAACGACAGAGAAAGGCAAUAAGGCGACGAGAGAAAUAAUAGAUGAUAUGCGUCUCACCGUUAAAGAAUUACUUCAGCUUUACUUGCGAAAUACAAAUGGGCGUUUCCCAACACGAAUGAUAUUCUAUCGUGAUGGUGUUUCAGAAGGUCAAUUCGAAAAUGUGUUAGUGGAGGAGUUAGCGGCGAUUCAGAGAGCCUGCGCAGAUAUUCGUCCUGGUGUAGAGCCUGCUAUCACUUAUAUUGUUGUGCAAAAACGUCACCAUAUUCGACUGAAACCGUCUGACCCAAGGGCGAGGAACGUUGAGCCAGGAACGGUGGUUGAUACAGAUAUCACGCAUCCCAGGGAAUUCGACUUCUACCUCUGCUCUCAAGAAGGGAUACAGGGGACAUCUAAACCUGCUCAUUAUCACGUUUUGUACGAUGACAGUAAUUGGACAUCGGAUGCUUUGGAAAUGUUCACUUACUACUUAUGCUACGGGUAUAUGAGAUGUUGUCGUAGUGUGUCGUAUCCAGCGCCAACUUAUUAUUCGCAUCUGGCUGCAUUUCGGGCGCGUGACUGGUUAUCGUCGGAUCUAGAGAAUCCAGAGAUUUUGUUAGAUGGUGGUCGUUUCAAAGUCCACAGAAGUCAAGUCGAUGGCAUGUUUUACUUGUAA
Trichobilharzia szidati is the source of this 2781-nucleotide messenger RNA. The record is from the annotation of a GenBank genome assembly. NCBI's taxonomy places the organism in Eukaryota, Metazoa, Platyhelminthes, Trematoda, Strigeidida, Schistosomatidae.